AUGGAGGAAAACCAAUACUCAGGGUUCUCAGAGUCACCCAGGAAGCGGUGCUGUGGGUGGGGGACACGGCUUGCACUGCUGGGGCUGGCGACCGCUGCCCUGUGGGCCGGGCUGCUGUCCCUGCUUCUUAUGUGGCACUGGGACACCCUGCGGAGUCAGAGACUGCUGGAGGAGACCACUGCCCGCAACGUCUCUCACAUUUCCAAGGACUUGCAAAGACACCAGCAUGACCAGAUGGCCCAGAAAUCCCAGGCUGCCCAGAUGUUGCAGGACAUGGAGAAACUACGAGCUGAACAGAAGAGAAUGAAAUCUCAGGACGCCGAGCUGUCCGGCAACCUGGACGGGCUCCACGAGGACCUGAACAACCUGAAGGCCCAAGCCCUGAAUGAGAGGCGCGCAGCCGCGGACUCGCUGGCGAGACUCCAGGAGGAGGUGGCGAAGCUCCGGGUGGAGCUGCAGCUGUCAAAGGGCGCCGCGUGCGACACCUGCCCCGACGAGUGGGUCCAUUUCCAGCAGAAGUGCUACUACUUCGGGGAGGGCGCCAAGAAGUGGCUCCACGCGCAGUACGCCUGCGAGGACCUGGGGGGCCGCCUGGCCAGCAUCCACAGCGCGGAGGAGCAGGACUUCCUGAGCAAACGGGCCAACUGGAAGGGCUCCUGGAUCGGCCUCCAGGACCUGGACAGGGAGGGGCAGUUCACCUGGAUGGACGGGAGCCCCAUGGGCUACAGCAACUGGUACCCCGGCGAACCCAACAACCAGGGCCAGGGCGAGGACUGCGUGAUGAUGCGGGGCUCGGGCCAGUGGAACGACGCCGCCUGCCACAGCAAGCUGGACAGCUGGGUGUGCGACCGGCUGGCCACAUGCGGGCCGCCCGCCACCUCGACCCCCGAGGGGCCCCCGGGAACUACUCCAAGCCUUUGA
Molecule: messenger RNA, 921 nt
Organism: Propithecus coquereli (Coquerel's sifaka)
Lineage: Eukaryota; Metazoa; Chordata; Mammalia; Primates; Indriidae
Gene: FCER2
Product: Fc fragment of IgE, low affinity II, receptor for (CD23)
Exons: 10
Coding region: 1-921 (306 amino acids)
Molecular function (GO): signaling receptor activity
Source: RefSeq, a predicted model, not a curated record